AAGUAUUUUUACUUCAGAGAGUUUCUAUCUGCUUCUGUAAUAAACUCAAAAAAUAAUUUUAUAUAGUUGAACCGAUUGAUUAAUACAAAAUAUCUGUACCACUGUAUUAAUUUAGUCGGAACAAAGGAUACUUUAUAUUUGACUUCAUACAAAACGAAAGCGAAAAGUUUCUUUAUUCUUUUGUACAUCGACAAGACAACCGUUUUAUAGUUUAUUUCGUAAACUUUUCAAACUCACAAAAUAAAAAUAUAAAACCUAAAAAUAUAUUCGCAGUCUAACUUGCAGAUGAAUAAUUUGAAAGUUCGGCAAAUCACACGACUGGUGCGUAACUUCGGCACAACCACGAAAAAUGAUUUUAAAGUGGCUGUGGUUGGUGCUUGUGGCGGCAUUGGGCAACCAUUGGCUUUGCUGCUUAAACGUCACAAACUGAUAAGUAAGCUCUCCAUUUACGAUGUUGUAAAGACGCCGGGCGUGUAUGCCGAUCUGUCGCACAUCGAUACUAAAGUAUGUAUAGAGGCUUUUCAAUGUGCGGAAAACUUACCAGCCGCUUUGGAGAAGGCGCAAGUUGUCAUGCUUGUCGGUGGUAUGGCGCGAAAGCCCGGUAUGACGCGUGAUGAUCUAUUUGCUAAAAAUGCGAGUGUUGUUGAAGAGGUCACAAUGAUUGUUGCAGAGAAAUGUCCGAAGGCUUUAUUCGGCAUAGUAACAAAUCCCGUCAACUCUUGCGUACCGCUGGCAGCUGAAGUUCUAAAAAAAAAAAAUGCCUUCGAUCCUAAGCGUCUUUUUGGCGUUACCACACUCGAUUUGGUACGUUCACGCACUUUUAUUGGUCAAAUAUUGGGCGUAGAACCAUCGAAAGUUGCUUUGCCCGUCAUUGGUGGUCAUUCCGGUCAGACAAUUUUGCCUGUACUCUCACAAUGUAAGCCGACAUUGAAGCUCGAUAAGGAAAAAGCCACAAAAUUGAUCAAACGCAUACAAGAAGCCGGCACGGAGGUAGUUAAAGCUAAAGAUCAGGAUGGUGGCGGUUCCGCUACGCUUUCAAUGGCGCACUCAGCUGCCGUCUUCACAGAUGCUUUGCUGAAAGCCCUGAAGGGCGAUGGCAAGCCGGUGAAGUGUUCGUUUGUUGCUUCCGAUGUCAGUGACUGCGCUUACUUCGCGACGCCCUUGCAGUUAGGCAAAAAUGGUGUGGAAAAGAAUUUGGGUUUGCCGAAGUUGAGCGCAGAUGAGGAGAAAUUGUAUUGUAUAGCGGUGGAGCAAUUGAAAAAGGAUAUUCAAAAGGGUAUAGAUUAUUUUAAAAAGCAAAACAAAGACGAGAAGAAGGAUAAGAAAGAUAAGAAAUGUUAAGGAAGUUGGGUAAUCACCGAUUUAUAUUGUAUACUCUUUUGUGUGCUCUUAUUAUGCCUUUGAACCUAUAUAUUAAUCUCCUCCUAUCCAUGGAUGUGUGUAUAAAUAUGUAUAUAUUUCCAAUAUAUUUGUUGUGUUGCUUUCGAAAAUCGUUA
Messenger RNA from Bactrocera oleae (olive fruit fly), 1496 nucleotides. RefSeq names its product malate dehydrogenase, mitochondrial. Gene Ontology annotation, biological process: malate metabolic process; tricarboxylic acid cycle. Gene Ontology annotation, molecular function: L-malate dehydrogenase (NAD+) activity. Lineage: Eukaryota; Metazoa; Arthropoda; Insecta; Diptera; Tephritidae. The record is from RefSeq and is a predicted model, not a curated record. Gene Ontology annotation, cellular component: cytoplasm; mitochondrion.